This is a messenger RNA of Salmo salar (Atlantic salmon), 1713 nucleotides long. RefSeq lists its product as uncharacterized. The record is from RefSeq and is a predicted model, not a curated record. Lineage: Eukaryota; Metazoa; Chordata; Actinopteri; Salmoniformes; Salmonidae.
AACUAAGCAAGACAGUAAGUCACAGUGGGCCUAUAGUUUCACCUUGGCAACUAUAGUGGUGGCUUGUCUGUUGGUACUUAGAUAUGGCUUUUGGAAUUAAUUUGUGGAUUGUGUUGCUUUGUUCCAUAUUCUCUGAACCUUUAAGAUCUGCUUGUGCUCCACAUGAUGCCCAGAGGUUAAGAGGCUACAUGUAUUCUGGCUCUUCCCAAGUGGAAGAUGAACAGAAACAACCAAGUGAUGGCUAUUCUCAGGAUCAAAUCAAAACAGCUUUUAGUACUUCAGGUUCUGUCCAGAGUGACGCUACUCCCAGAGAGACUGGACCCAACACCCAUAACCAGGAACUAUCCCCCAGAGGCUAUGCUUCAAGCUCGAUCCAGCCUGCCCCAAUAAUGUUAGGCCUCUCUGGCUCUAUAGCCAGUAGAACCUCUGUCAGCCACAACAAGCGUCACACCCUUGCCAGUAUAACCUCAGGCCAAGGUGUCACCAACCCUAGUGCAGUGAGGAUGGUUUCAAGUUGGGACGCAAAGGGAAUCCAGCCCAAAACCUUUUCGUUACAGCCUCGUUCAAGCAACUCUGGAUCUGUUCAGAAAUUCCUGGGAAGCCAUUUAUUCAAGUCAACCCCCAGAAUUCUGUGGCACAAAGUGGAAUUGACCAGUCCGUAAGGGAAAUGGCUUCCACCCCUUACCUUCAAGCUCCCUCACGUGGUUCUUCAGGGACUUCAUUUAGACCAGGUCCUCUGCAUUUUGGGUCUACUGAAGGUGGGAGUGCAACAAAUGUGUACAAGCCCAUCUUUUCUCAAUAUGUCAAGCCAUACCAGAGCAGCUAUGCUUCUGCCAGUAGUGGUUCAACUUCUAGUCAAUAUGCCCAGAGAAUAGAUGGAGCGUCCAGAAGCAGCAGUAUCCCUACAUCUAGCCUGGCGUCUAUCUCCAGUGUCUUUACGCCUAGUAGAAACUCCUAUGGAACCUACAAGCCUGGCUCUAUCCUUGGUGCAACACCACGCCAGAGCCUGUUUACCUCUAACCAGGGUGGCAGUGGUUCACUCUACAGCCAGAAUGUCCUUGCCACCAACCAGAAACCAAGCAGCACUACACCUGCCAAAAGCAACCACAGGCAAGUCUCUGGUCAGAUGGGGUACUACCAGCCUAGCUAUGUUGCCAGUAGUGGGCCAAUCACCAUCCUCUACAGUUCUGCCCAGGCUGGCAGUUCUUCAACCCAUGUCCAGAAACCAAGCAGCUCUAAAGCUGCCCCCAGGCAAAGCUAUACUCCCAAUGCUGUGAAGUCAAUCCCUAGCUAUGCCAGAGGACCUAACCAGAGCAUUUUCUUUAACCUCCAUGGCCCUACCCAGAGCAGGACCAGCACACCUCAAAGCUUUGCACUGGUCUCCAUCUACAACAUCCCAGCACGCUACGGUGGCACUCAUAUCCGUCGGCUCCAAGACCGUAUUCCUAGUGGGCGUAGUGCCUCCACUAGCCACUCCAAAACCAGCUCAAGUGUUAACAAGCCACAGCAAAACCACACUCCGCCUGCCAAGCAGGAAGGCCCCAGCACUGCCUACGUCCAAGUCUCACGCUCUACUAGAUGAGAGCCCAGAACAUGACUAAGUGAGAGCUGUAACCACCAGUUGAGGUGCUGAGACCAUGAUGUGAUGCCAGGCGUUUUACUUCAAUGGUUUCAAUAAAUAACGUUUAAUCUAAGUUCAGUCUUGCUGUUACU